AUGAAGCAAAGCCAGGGGCUUCCUGGUGAUGGCUGGGAGGUGGAGCCCAGAGCUGAACAGGAGGGGGCAGAUUCACAGAGACCCAGGGAGUCUCCCUGUCACCAGGAAGCCUGUGCAGCAACACCCAUCCCUGGGGAGGCAGCUGGAGAGGGCGUCUCUGCCUCUGCUGCCCCCAAGGAACAAGCCAGGCAGAGUACCGUAACAAGCCACUCCUCUACCCGCAUUGUGGAGCCUGUGGCCACCAAUUACCUGUGCACCAAGAGCCCCUGUGACCCACCUGGCAGGGGCAUGAAGAGGAAGAGGUCAGCAGUUGUGAGAGACACCAAAGAGGAGGAACAAGAGAAACACCUAUAUUACUAUCAUGUGACAGCAGUCAAUGGCAUCACUAUGGCCUGGGAGACCAGGUUUGGCUUUGGUCCCAUUAAGAAACGGCCCCGUAUAUAUAAGGCCAAGUAUACAGUGGGAGAGGACUUUGCUGGCUUGGACCAGAGCAGCCACCACACCAGGUCUGAGCUAGGUGAUGAGGACACUGAGGCAGAGGACAGCACUAGAGGACAAGGAGAGGAGGCACCAGCCCAGAAUGAUGACAGCGAGGCAGUGACUGUCACCCCACAGGAUUUCCUGCCCACCCAGGAGGGCCUGCAGUGCCUGGCCUGUUGCCGAAUCUUCCCCAGCUUGGAGGCUUUGACCCAUCAUGUGAAACAUGGCCUUCGUGAGGGCUUCAGCUGCCGAGUUUUCUAUCGCGUGAUGGCAGCAUUCAGAGCCAGGAACAAAGCACAGAGGAGGAGAUGA
Alligator sinensis (Chinese alligator) is the source of this 792-nucleotide messenger RNA. Its product is annotated as protein FAM170A-like. Bases 1 to 792 code for a protein of 263 amino acids. The record is from RefSeq and is a predicted model, not a curated record. The transcript is spliced from 2 exons. NCBI's taxonomy places the organism in Eukaryota, Metazoa, Chordata, Crocodylia, Alligatoridae. Gene Ontology annotation, biological process: fertilization.